Messenger RNA from Cricetulus griseus (Chinese hamster), 450 nucleotides. Lineage: Eukaryota; Metazoa; Chordata; Mammalia; Rodentia; Cricetidae. The record is from RefSeq and is a predicted model, not a curated record.
AUGUUCCUAUUGGUUGACCAAGAAGUGUCCCUCCUUCUCUUCUCAGACUUAGUUCACUUCCUAAGCUUACCUGUUACCAAGACAUCUCACCAUGAAGAAGAGUUAGUAACCCUCAGCACUGGAACCAUCAUUGGUGCUGCAAUAGGAGGAGUUGGGGCUGUGAUUGCUGCUCCCAUAGCCCUAGGUAUUGUGGGCUUCACUGGAGCAGGAAUUACAGCAGGAUCCUUGGCAGCCCAGAUGAUGUCAUCAGCAGCAAUCGCCAAUGGGGGUGGAGUUGCAGCAGGAAGCCUGGUAGCCACACUGCAGUCAGUGGGGGCUGCUGGACUCUCUACAACAUCCAAAAUCAUCCUGGGCUUUUUUGGGUCAGCUGUUGGGGUAUCUGUUGAGGAAGCUGCUGAAGCCUUGCUUAAAUUUAUUAGACGAAAGUGGGACCGGAAGAACAAUAAAUAG